This is a messenger RNA of Truncatella angustata, 2392 nucleotides long. RefSeq names its product P-loop containing nucleoside triphosphate hydrolase protein. Gene Ontology annotation, molecular function: ATP binding; ATP hydrolysis activity; chromatin binding. Gene Ontology annotation, biological process: DNA replication initiation; mitotic DNA replication checkpoint signaling. The coding region runs from base 108 to 2315 and encodes 735 amino acids. The transcript has 2 exons. Lineage: Eukaryota; Fungi; Ascomycota; Sordariomycetes; Amphisphaeriales; Sporocadaceae. The record is from RefSeq and is a predicted model, not a curated record. Gene Ontology annotation, cellular component: nuclear origin of replication recognition complex.
UUCAUAGUACCGGUAUAAAGAGGUAUUUCGCCAAUCACAACACGAACAAAAACACACCACGAAGAUACCGAACACGGCCUCUAAAUCCGAGUACGCAUCCCUCCAACAUGCCACGUCACACAUCGGCAGCGUCCCCACUAGGCGUUGCACGAGAUGAUUCCGACGACGAGCUAGGAGAUGAGGACCACCCUUGGGAAUGGAUAUAUCAAUCGCACGUCAAGUCCGACAGAGCAGAGUCCGCACGGAAGCGCAAGCGCGAAGAUGGGCAGCCAAAGAUCAUUGGCGCCCAGAUGGGCAAGUUCGAGUGCUACGUAGGCGACUGCGUCCUGCUCAAGGCCGAAGGAUCGCACGAAGCCUGGGUGGGCAUUAUCACCGAGUUCAUGGAAAACGACGAGGAUGGCGACAAAGCAGCCACUUUCCUCUGGUUUUCCAGCCAAAACGAGAUUAGGAACAGGGAUAAAAAGAGGACCGACGCCCUACCGAACGAGUUGUACAUCACACCGAGUAGCGACAUCAACUCACUGGCCUCGAUCAACGGCAAAGCAACCGUCCUGUCCCAUUCCGCAUUCCUCGAGAGAUACCCGACCGGAAAGAUCCCACGCAAUUCACCCGGACACAACAAGACGUUCAUUUGUCGGCGCGGAUGCAACACGAGAACAGCCACUUAUACAGACGAGUUCGUCUGGGAGGACAUUUUUCAUGGCAAAGAAGAGGAGAUAGGUCCGCUGGUCGAACUUCUAGAAUCAAAGACCAAGGCAACCAGAAGGAAGCGGAAAACAGACCAUACAGCACUCGAAGCUGCCUUCGUAGCAGAUCGCCAUGAUCUCGACCACGACGAGGAUAUGGACGAACCCAGGAGACCGGCGCCUGCUACGCCAAGGAAGAAACAAAGGACGACCAAGGUGGCCACUCCUUCAAACCGAAAGAUUGUCCUGAAGAAGGCGCUCGAGUUCACCCCACUAGGUACACGUGUACUCUCCCCCAGCCAUCACCAAGCUUCCCCCUUCCAACUGGCACGUGCCCAGCUUCAUGUCGCUUCAGUGCCUACGAGCCUUCCUUGCCGCGAGUCCGAGUUUUCGCUCGUGUACUCUCACCUCGAGGCCGCCAUCACAGACGGAUCUGGUGCCUGCAUCUACAUCUCGGGCACGCCCGGAACCGGUAAGACAGCAACCGUUCGGGAGGUUGUCUCCAGACUGGAUCAUGCAGUGAGCUCAGACGAACUGGACGACUUCAUUUUCGUCGAGAUCAACGGGAUGAAGAUUACCGACCCCCACCAGUCCUACUCCUUGCUGUGGGAGGCACUACGCGGACAGCGCGUGAGCCCCAGCCAAGCACUGGACCUCCUUGAACGAGAAUUCAACAAUCCAAGCCCACGACGAGUCCCCUGCGUCGUCCUCAUGGACGAGCUGGACCAGCUGGUCACAAAGAACCAGAGUGUAAUGUACAACUUCUUCAACUGGCCCGGGCUGAGGCACUCUCGGCUCAUUGUGCUGGCGGUUGCCAACACCAUGGACCUUCCUGAGAGGACUUUGAGCAACAAGAUCAGCAGCCGUCUUGGCCUGACUCGCAUCACCUUCCCCGGCUACAACCACGAACAGCUCAUGAAGAUCAUCCAGUCGCGAUUAGAAGGUGUACCAGGCAAUAUUGUCGAGCCCGAUGCGGUGCAGUUUGCAAGUCGAAAGGUCGCUGCUGUCAGCGGUGAUGCGCGAAGAGCACUCGAUAUAUGCCGACGAGCUGUCGAGCUGGCCGAAGCUGAAGCAAAGGGACUCGACGCAUCACAACCUCCAACACCGAGCAAGAAGGCGAGGGAAAAGGAGAAGAUGGCUGAGUUGGACAAGAAGCAGAAAUCCAAGGGCAGGGUGACAAUCGCAACGGUGAAGCGGGCCAUCAACGAGGCAACCUCAAGCCCCCUGCAGCAAUACCUGCGUGCUCUGCCCUAUGCCUCUAAGCUAGUUUUGGCUGCUCUGAUGAUCCGCAACCAGAGGACGGGGUUGCCAGAUAGUACAUAUGGAGAUGUGCAAGAAGAGCUAAGACGGGCUUUGGUACUAGACACGGGCAGCAGGCGAGUCAAAUUGCUCACUGGGCAGUCUGAGUCCGAUCCAGAUGGGCGGCAGCGGAAACAGAACGCCGCGGUCAUGACGAGGGCCACCGGCAUCAGUGCAGCAGCUGUCGAUCUGACUGGUGCAGGUAUCAUUAUUUUGGAAGGCCAGAGGCCUGAACGACCCAGCAAGAUAAGGCUUGCUGUUGGUGACGAAGAGAUCAAAUUGGCAUUUCGUGACGACCCUGAGAUCAGAGCUUUGGGUAUAGCAUUCUAGUGUACAUAGUGCAGCCUUUAUCUCUUCUCACCCCAACUCUAAUGAUACCCUAUCUGAUUUUGACCGUAAUUCCGGCC